GUUCCCAGGGAUUCUGGCUCUUCCUGCUUCCUUGCUGGCCCACCUUUGGGAAUGCCGAUUCCGAUAUCUGUUCACGAUUCUCCGGGGUGUCCUUUCAAGAUAUACAAGAUGUGAUGAAUAAGACACAGGACAUCAUAUCUCUCAAACUGAAGAUCUCCCACAUCGAGCAGGAGGUUUCUGCCCUCCGCAACAAUGUGCCGAGGGUUGUCUUCAACUCGCGAGUCUCCUUCGGAAGGAACCCCAGCUCGCUGAACACGCUGACCUAUGACAGUGUCCUGCUCAACGAGGGCCUAGGUUAUGAUCCCACCUUUGGCAUCUUCACAGCCCCCGUGGCGGGGGUCUACUCCUUCACCUUCUCGCUGCUGGGGAGGCGGGUCACAGUGGAGUCGCUCGUACAGCUCAUGAAGAACGGGGUGAUCCAGAGAUACAUCCAGAGCCGGCUGGGGCGGUCACAGCAGCAGACCUCCUCGGGCAGCACCACAAUGUGGCUUGGAGCAGGGGACACGGUGUGGGUGGAGCUCGCCCGGGGCAUUGCCUGGAGUGAGCUGGACUCCCUCAGCUUCCAGGCAUUCCUCCUGCAGAGGACCUGAGGCCCCCUUCCUCCUGGCUCAGGGUGGACAUGGAGGAAAGUGUGUCAGGAAUCAUUGUGGAGUUGUGAUAUUAUGGGUAGCAUAACUGAGGAUGAACU
Molecule: messenger RNA, 688 nt
Organism: Hypanus sabinus (Atlantic stingray)
Lineage: Eukaryota; Metazoa; Chordata; Chondrichthyes; Myliobatiformes; Dasyatidae
Product: complement C1q tumor necrosis factor-related protein 3-like
Exons: 3
Coding region: 114-590 (158 amino acids)
Molecular function (GO): protein binding
Source: RefSeq, a predicted model, not a curated record